This is a messenger RNA of Raphanus sativus (radish), 840 nucleotides long. Its product is annotated as ubiquitin-conjugating enzyme E2 14. Bases 73 to 579 code for a protein of 168 amino acids. Gene Ontology annotation, molecular function: ubiquitin conjugating enzyme activity. NCBI's taxonomy places the organism in Eukaryota, Viridiplantae, Streptophyta, Magnoliopsida, Brassicales, Brassicaceae. The transcript is spliced from 5 exons. Gene Ontology annotation, biological process: ubiquitin-dependent protein catabolic process; protein polyubiquitination. The record is from RefSeq and is a predicted model, not a curated record.
UAUAAAUACGACUGCCCUAGACGUCCAGCCAUCAAACAAAAUCCUUGGCUCCCCCCGAAUCUAGUUCUCUCGAUGGCGAAUAAUAAUCAAGCAAGUCUUCUUCUCCAGAAGCAGCUCAAAGAUCUGUGCAAGAACCCGGUUGAUGGUUUCUCAGCUGGUCUCCUUGACGAGAGUAACGUUUUUCAAUGGAGCGUCUCCAUCAUGGGUCCUCCUGAUACCUUGUAUGAAGGGGGAUUCUUUAAUGCAAUUAUGACGUUUCCAGAUAAUUAUCCUAAUCAACCACCAACUGUGCAGUUCACUUCGGAGAUGUGGCAUCCUAAUGUUUAUUCUGAUGGUAAAGUUUGCAUAUCGAUUCUUCAUCCUCCUGGUGAUGAUCCUAAUGGUUACGAGCUUGCCUCUGAACGUUGGACCGCUGUCCAAACGGUAGAAAGCAUUGUGUUGAGUAUCAUAUCCAUGCUCUCGGGUCCCAACGAUGAGUCACCGGCUAACGUGGACGCUGCAAAAGAGUGGAGAGACAACAGGGCUGAGUUUAGGAAGAAAGUGAGUCGCUGUGUUAGAAAAUCGCAAGAGAUGCUAUGAGCAGUCUCUUGCUCCCCUGCGUUUUUAUCUUUUGUAGAAAUUUCUCUCCUAAGCUAAAAGAGAGAGAGAGCGAGCGUAAGAAGCAUCAUCAAUCAUCAAGAAGCAGCCGCCAGAUGAAUCUGUGUGCUCAAAAGCUUGUUUUCUUUUUUUCUUUUGGUUUUGGAGUUGGCUUUAAGGUUUGGAAUAUUGUGGUGGAAUCAAAUCCAGUCCACCUUUUAGGAUUAUAAUCUUACUCUCGUUAAUGGAUUCGUUUUCACAUUC